Myripristis murdjan (pinecone soldierfish) is the source of this 1399-nucleotide messenger RNA. RefSeq names its product relaxin family peptide receptor 3.3b (gene rxfp3.3b). Gene Ontology annotation, molecular function: C-C chemokine receptor activity; C-C chemokine binding. The transcript has a single exon. The record is from RefSeq and is a predicted model, not a curated record. Bases 1 to 1203 code for a protein of 400 amino acids. Gene Ontology annotation, biological process: calcium-mediated signaling; G protein-coupled receptor signaling pathway; cell chemotaxis. Lineage: Eukaryota; Metazoa; Chordata; Actinopteri; Holocentriformes; Holocentridae. Gene Ontology annotation, cellular component: external side of plasma membrane; membrane.
AUGCGCCCGGCGGUGCUCCGCUCUGCUUUGGCACCGGAGAGGAUGGAGGACCUGCUGAACACCACCUCCUCCUGGAACCGGUCCGCUUCGGGUCAGAACCGGUUCGACAGCCUGGACGACAUCGACUUUCCGGCGGACGGCUCCGCGACCCUGCGCAUCCUCAUCUCCAUCGUCUACUCGGUGGUGUGCGCCGCCGGGCUGGUCGGCAACCUGCUGGUCUUCUUCCUGAUGAAGGUCCGCCGCGGGAGGAAGAAGAGGUCCAGUAUCAACCUGUUCAUCCUCAACUUAGCGGUGACGGACUUCCAGUUCGUCCUGACGCUGCCGUUCUGGGCGGUGGACACGGCGCUGGACUUCAGCUGGCCGUUUGGAGACGCCAUGUGCAAGAUCAUCCUCUCCGUCACUGUGAUGAACAUGUACGCCAGCGUGUUCUUCCUCACCGCCAUGAGCGUCACCCGCUACUGGUCGGUAGCCUCGGCGCUGAAGGACCGGACCAGGCGGCGGGUCUGCCCGGUGAGGUGGGUGAUCGCCGGGCUCUGGGUCUCCGCCACCGUGGCCUCUGCGCCCACUGCCAUCUUCUCCACGGUGAGGAGCGUGGCCGGGGAGAAGCUGUGCCUGCUGGGCUUCCCGGACGGCCAGUCGUGGCUGGCGCUGUACCACCUGCAGAAGAUCCUGGUGGCCUUCGUGUUCCCCAUGCUGAUCGUGUCCGUGUGUUACCUGCUGCUGCUGCGCUUCGUGCGCCUGCGGAGCAUGAACAACAACCAGGUGAAGCGGAGAUCCAAGGUGACCCGCUCGGUCACCAUCGUGGUUCUCUCCUUCUUCUUGUGCUGGAUGCCCAACCACGCCAUCACCUUCUGGGGCGUGCUGGUCAAAUUCAACGUGGUGAACUGGGAUAAGUCCUACUACAUGGUGCACACGUACGUUUUCCCAGUGACCGUGUGCCUGGCGCACACCAACAGCUGCCUGAACCCGGUGCUGUACUGCCUGAUGCGCAGAGAGUUCCGGAAAAUGAUGAAGGAUCUGUUCUGGAGGAUUUCCUCGCCAGGCGGGACCAACACGUGUCACCUGCGGCCGUUCUCCGGGACGGUGAGAGCGGACCCGGACGACACGCAGAUCGUCAUUCCUCUGAAUAACGUGGAAACGGAGAAUUACCGUCUGUCCGUUUUAAAUGACCAGUGCGACACAGACGCUCAGCCGCAGAGGUGAACGCGCCUGAGCAGCAAAACCCCCAAACCCGCUGACAGCCACUGCAUUUCUGACUGAUGACUGACAAGACCUGGCCAGUGUGUCGAAUUAUUAGUCUUUUAGGUCACAAGAUUAAAGUUUGGAGGGAACUCUGGCCCUGAUGUUGCUUGAUGGGAUUUAAAAAAAAUGCCUUUCACAUAAAUAUCUGGUGAUUCCU